Trematomus bernacchii (emerald rockcod) is the source of this 3397-nucleotide messenger RNA. Its product is annotated as NACHT, LRR and PYD domains-containing protein 3-like. The transcript has 8 exons. The record is from RefSeq and is a predicted model, not a curated record. Gene Ontology annotation, molecular function: protein binding. The coding region runs from base 104 to 3316 and encodes 1070 amino acids. NCBI's taxonomy places the organism in Eukaryota, Metazoa, Chordata, Actinopteri, Perciformes, Nototheniidae.
CACAAACGUAGCCUUCGUAGGUCGAGCAGAUCAUUUAUUUGUAUUUGUUGUUUUAAACGACAAACCUACUGGGAUGAGAUCUGGAACAACUUGAGAAUCAGACAUGGCGACAGUUAAAGUGCUGCUUUUGGAAACGCUGGAAGAUUUGCUUCAAAAGGAGCUAAAAUCUUUCCAGUUUCGUCUUCUGAACGACGUUCCCGAUGGCUUUCCCCCGAUCCCUGUCUCCUGCCUGGAAGAUGCAGAGAGGCAGGAGACAGUGAAUGUGAUGGUGCAGAAAUACAACCAACAGGCUGUGGAAGUGGCCACGAAGAUUUUAGGGAAUAUCGGCAGGAACGAUUUGGCACAGACGUUGGCAAAGAGAAGCUCAGAACUAAAAGGGGAUGCCAGUGUUGUUGUGGAGACUACAAAGAUCGCAACAACUUCUCCCAUUGAACCACAGUCUUCUCCUCUUCCUCAACCUCCAACUGACAGGAGUCCCAGAACAGAUGAGAAGAUUGCAGUGCCAACGCCUCAAACAAAGAUCAUACUUUUCCAACAAAAACUCCAAUCUAACCUCCAGAGCACCUUUACGUGUGCCCCUGGGGGUAUGACAGAGACAAUGGAUCAGUAUCAGUGUCUGGAUGACAUCUUCACAGAGCUGUUCAUCACACCUGGAGGGGAGGUGCUCAUCAACGACCAGCACGAGGUCAUGCAGAUUGGAGUAAAAGGGAAGUUAGCAGGCACAGAAACACCAAUUGAACCAAGUAACAUCUUCAAUAGCCCUACUGGAAACAGCAAACCCAUAAGAACAGUCCUUACGACUGGAGUAGCAGGAAUUGGCAAAACAUUCCUCGUGCAAAAGUUUGUGUUGGACUGGGCCAAGGGAAGAACAAAUCAAGAUGUUCACCUUAUAUUUCACUUCACUUUCCGCGAACUGAAUUUACUGAAGGGAGAAAGGGUUCGCUUGGCUGAGCUAAUCCACAAAUGCAUCUGGGAAACCAAAGACAUCAACAAGACGGACCUUACUGAGAUCUUCACAAAACUACAGGGAUCGGGAAACCGUGAUUUUAACAAGAGUGAAUUCAAGCUUCUCUUUGUGUUCGAUGGACUGGACGAAAGCCGCCUUCAGCUGGAAUGUACUGGCAGUGAACAGAUGCCGGCUGAAUUUAAUGUGGCACGGUCAACCUCAGUGGAUGCGCUUCUGUCAGCGCUCAUCGAGGGGAGACUGCUUCCCUCGGCUCGCGUCUGGGUAACCACACGGCCUGCAGCAGCCAAUCAGAUCCCUCAACGCUUUGUCCAAUGCAUGACAGUGGUGAGAGGAUUCACUGAUCCACAGAAGGAGGAGUAUUUCAAGAAGAGGUUUCCAGAUGAAGAGCAAUCGAGAAAAAUCAUCUCCCACAUCAAGGCAUCACGGAGCCUCUUCAUCAUGUGCCACAUCCCCGUCUUCUGCUGGAUCACUGCUACAGUUCUGAAGGACGUUUUGAAGAAGAGAGGACAGGCAGAGCUGCCCAAAACCCUGACCGAGAUGUACACAGAAUUCGUGGUGUUUCAGAUCACCCUGACAGCUAAGAAACAUGGCACAAAAAAGAGCAUUCAUUACAUCCAGUCAUUGGCAAAGCUAGCUUUUCACCAGCUGGAGAAAGGCCACCUGCUCUUCUAUCAGAAAGACCUGAAAGGCAGUGGCAUCGAUAUCCGUAGAGCUGCGGAGUACUCUGGAGUUUUCACCCAGGUCUUUAAAGAGGAGCAUAGGUGGAAGAAAGACGACAAGGGCAAGAUGUUCAGCUUUGUCCACCUAAGCCUUCAGGAGUAUCUGGCUGCUCUUCAUGUGGUCAUGUCAUUCAUUAACAACAACAAUAAUGUACUCUCUAAGCUGACACUGGAAAAACUUUGCAUGCCUUGCAAAAAGAAGAAAUGCAUAACAGAAGUCCACAAGAUUGCCAUUGACAAAGCCUUAAAGAGUUCAAACGGGCACCUGGACUUGUUCCUGCGCUUCCUCCUGGGCCUCUCCCUGCAGACCAAUCAGGAUCUCCUCAAGGACCUGUUGACGAUCCCAAAAGAGUUUUCCGAGGAUAACCAUCAAACAAUCAAGUCCAUCAAGGAAAGGAUUAGGGAGACUGAAUCGUCAGAGCGGAGCACCAAUCUGUUUUACUGUCUGAAUGAGCUGAGAGAUGAUUCUCUAGAGGACGAGAUCCAACAGUACCUGAGUUCAGGAAGGCUUUCAACAAGAAAUCUGUCCCCUGCUCUCUGGGCAGCUCUGGUCUUCAUCCUACUGUCAUCGGAAGAAGCCCUGGAGGUGUUUGACCUGAAGAAAUACUCUGCUUCUGAGGAGGGUCUCCUGAGGCUGUUGCCAGUGGUCAAGGCCUCGAACAAAUCACUGAUGAAUGGCUGUAAACUGUCAGAGAACGUGUGUGAAGCUCUGGCCUCUGUCCUCAGCUCUCAGUCAUCUAAACUGAGAGAGCUGGACCUCAGUGACAACGACCUGCACGAUUCGGGAGUGACACUUCUUUCUGCCGGACUGAAAAGUCCACAUUGUGUCCUGCAAACUCUCAGACUGUCCGGCUGUAUGAUCACAAAGGAAGGCUGUGCUUUUCUGGCCUCGGCUCUGAAGUCCUACCCCUCCUGUCUGAAGGAGCUGGACCUGAGCUACAAUCAUCCAGGAGAAUCCAGAGCGAUGCUGCUGUCUGCAGAACUGGACUCUCUCAACCUCGAUUAUGGUGGAGAGGAAAGAUUGAGACCUGGGCUUCAUAAAUAUGCCUGUGAACUCACACUGGAUCCAAACACGGCACACUCAUUCCUUCAACUAUCCGACAACUCCACGAAGGUAACAACCGUAAAAGAGGAGCAGCGUCGUCCUGACCACGAUCUGAGAUUCAACUGCUGGCUUCAGGUGCUUUGUGGCUCUGGCUUGACUGGUCGCUGUUACUGGGAGAUGGAGUGGGAAGGCAAAGUUUAUAUAGCAGUGACAUAUGCUGAAAUCAGACGGAGAGGAGAGGGAGCUGACGGCUGUUUGGGAGCCAACGAUCACUCCUGGAUGCUGCUCUGUGACGAUGACGGUAGUUACUCUGUCCGGCAUGAAGACAGAACUACGAACGUCGAGUCGUCUGCAGCGGCAAAUGAAAAAAACCGAGUUGCAGUGUUUCUGGACUAUCCUGCCGGGACUCUGACCUUCUACAAAGUGGCCUCUGACAAACUGAUGCCCCUCCACACAUUCAAGUCCGAAUUCACGCAGCCUCUUUUCCCUGCGUUUGGGUUCGGGUUUGGGAAUGGAUUUGAUGGCUUUGGUUCGUCAGUGUCACUCUGUGAGGUGGAAGAUGACCACUUUUCCUCCCGCUGUUGAGGGAAGACAUUGGACCGAUGACUCUGGACUGAAUCAAAAGACAAUGGGCCUCCUGAAAUCAUUAUUAUUCAUUGUUAAUAA